Ornithorhynchus anatinus (platypus) is the source of this 1518-nucleotide messenger RNA. It is a transcript of the gene PHETA2, whose product is annotated as PH domain containing endocytic trafficking adaptor 2. Gene Ontology annotation, biological process: retrograde transport, endosome to Golgi; endosome organization; receptor recycling. The transcript is spliced from 2 exons. Bases 250 to 984 code for a protein of 244 amino acids. NCBI's taxonomy places the organism in Eukaryota, Metazoa, Chordata, Mammalia, Monotremata, Ornithorhynchidae. The record is from RefSeq and is a predicted model, not a curated record. Gene Ontology annotation, cellular component: recycling endosome; early endosome; trans-Golgi network.
UGCCCCCCCCCAGGCCCCCGGGCGGAGCCCCCCGAGUUGUCCGAAGAAGAGUCGGGGGUGAGGGGGGAGGAGGCCCGCGGAACCGGGCCGAGCGCCUCGGGCCGCUGCCACGUGGCCCCGGGACCCCCCGACCCCCGGCCCCAGGCCCAGGCCCCGAGCAGGAAAGAAAACCCGCUCCCCGCCGCCCCAUCCUCCUGCCUCUGGGGCUUCGGGGAGGCCCGGGGCAACCAGGCCGCCGGGAGGGGGGCGAUGAAGCUGAACGAGAGGAGCGUGGCUGGCUACGCCACGGGGCUCGCCCCGGCCGACCACGCCGGCUUCCUGCAGCAGCGCAGCGUCCCCGCCCCCGGUGCCCCCUCCCACCGCCGCUGGUUCGUCCUCAAGGGCAACCUGCUCUUCUACUUCGAGGAGCGGGCCAGCCGGGCGCCCCUGGGCCUCAUCGUGCUGGAGGGCUGCACGGUGGAGCUGUGCGAGGCCGACGACGACGACUUCGCCUUCGCCGUGCGCUUCGACCGCGUCCCCGGGGCCCGGCCCUACGUGCUGGCGGCCGACGGGCCGGCGGCCCUCGAGGCCUGGGUCAAGGCCCUGUCCCGGGCCAGCUUCGGCUACAUGCGGCUGCUGGUGCAGGAGCUGGAGAGGCAGCUGGAGGAGGCCCGGCUCGGGGGGCUACCCCGGACCCGCUCCGCCGGACGGGGGGCCGCCCUCCGCCGCUCCGCCCGGGUCUCCGCCCGCCGGGACGCGGCCCCCGGCGGGGAGGACGGUUCUGCCGGGCCCCCGAAGGGGGACCCGAACUCGGGAGGGCCGAUGGGCGAGCCCCCUCCUCUGCCUCCCCCCCGGCACCCGACGGGGAGGGGCUCCUUGCCCGCUCUGGGGGAGAGCCCCGUGUCCCCCGAGACGGCCUGCUUCGCCAGGCUGCACGACUGGUUCGGGCAGGAGAUCGCCGAACUGAGACGGGAGUGGAGGGCCCAGAGACGGGGGCAGUCCUGAGCGGGGCCGGGGGCACCCCGGCGGCCCGCCGGGUAGGACCUCCUCCCCUCCUCCCCCGUGGGUUUUACGGUUCGGGUCCCCCACCGCGGCCCGGGCGACCCGCCACCCCAAAGCGGCGGUCCCCAGCUGUCUUAGGGGAAGAGCACGGGCCUGGAAGUCAGGAGACCUGGGUUCCAAUCCUGGCUCCGCCGCUUGCCCGGAAGAAGGCCGCCCGAAGGGGUGCCGGCUCCCAAGACUACGAUCUCCAGGCCGACGGCGUCAGGCCCAGAGGACCUGGAAUCUCGUCGAGCACCUUCUCCUUUCAAGCACUCGAACCUGUGUCCCGGGGACAAAAUUUACAUUUGAAGGAGUUCUGCCUCCUCCACGGAGGACUCGAGGACUCAGACCGGGGCUCCCAGCUUGCGGACCCCAGGGAGUGGAGGAGAGCGGGGAGGGAGGAUCUGCCUGACGGGCCUUUCCUUCAGCUUUUUAUAUUUUUUAAUGGUGUUUGUUAAGCACUUACUAAGGUCCCGACACUGUACUAAACUCUGGGGU